Penicillium pulvis is the source of this 1488-nucleotide messenger RNA. RefSeq names its product glycoside hydrolase family 16 protein. The record is from RefSeq and is a predicted model, not a curated record. Lineage: Eukaryota; Fungi; Ascomycota; Eurotiomycetes; Eurotiales; Aspergillaceae. The transcript has a single exon. Bases 1 to 1488 code for a protein of 495 amino acids.
AUGAAGCGACCCAUGCCGUCCAUAGGCAUCUUGAGCCUCAUAGUUAUCUGUUUCUUUGCACUUGCCUCUUCACAACGCGACCCGAAAGUGAACAACCCGUCUAUUGUUGUGACUAGGAAGAGUCCUCGAGACUGUGACUGCUUUACUGUAUCCGGAGCAGACCCAGGAUACUUCCAACACUACAAGCUCUGGGACUUCCGCUCCGUUCCCCUCAAGCAAGCUGGUUCAAACCCAUCAGAAUUUGACAAACGCAAUGACACGAAAAGGAAAGACUGGGAAGAUUUACUUGAUGAGUACGAAGAUGGUAACGACGAGGAUGAUGACGAGGACGAUGAGGACAAUGGUGGAGAGAAAGAUGAUUUCCACAAUGACUCCCUCUACUUUUUCAAAACCGCAUUUGACAAGGAUUGGAUCAGCCAGAGAUGGCACCGCCCCCGAACCCCCGAAGCACCGGUGGCCAUGAUCAAUUCCAAACAAAACGUUUUCUUCACUCGAGACGAUGAAGACAACGACCCGGAAGCAACGUACCUCGUCUUGCGUGCCAUCCGCAAUAUUGACUUCACAUCUACCGCCGAGAUUGAGACUCGCGUGAAGAACAUUUUCCACUGUUCUCUGCGCCUUCGUAUGCGUGUUUUGCCAGCCAGUAUGCAUGUAUCGCAACCUCCCUGGAGCACACAGUGGCCAUUGACGGAUCCAAACCAACCUCUUGUCUCAGCCCUCAACACCGGGUCCAGCAUGCGCAACACAACAUCUUCUGCACCCCAGGAUACCAGAAAACCUCCCUCCGGUGCUUGCAUCGGUAUCUUCACUUACCACGCGAAGAACUGUGAGUCUGAUAUCGAGAUCCUGACAAGCGAUCCCACCUAUCGAGUCCGAUACGCUAAUCAGCCAGACUACGACCCUCUCACAGAUCGCAUGAUUCCAGGCGCAGCAACAGUUGCUAACAUUUCAGUGCCUUGGACAACCUGGUCAACUCAUCGCCUUGACUGGCACGCUGAUCGGUCUCGCUGGUACGUGAACGGUGAACUCGAAGAUGUCAAGUCUUAUCGUGUACCCAAUCUGCAAAGCAGGCUUGUGAUCAAUCUCUGGAGCGACGGCGGUUUUUGGACAGGCGACAUGAGAGUUGGGGAUAAGGUCUUUCUCGGUAUUGAGUACAUCGAAUUGGCGUAUAACCGGUCUUCGGAUGGAAAUGGCUUGUCUAAGAUUCCUCCGGAGAAUAAUCAUGGUGGGCAUCAACGGCCUUUUGUCAAUAACUCUGCAGUUGCGGACGAAGAAUCACUGGAAGAGCUCUUUGAGCCUGAGACGGAGGUUUUGACUGGGGCCACUGAGAAAAAGAAGAAGUGCAAGAAGGGAAAGAAGGGCGACAAGUGUCGGGAGAAGAAAAAGAAAAAGCAAAAGCAUGCAGAGCCUGGGAAGGGAGGCAAACCCACUGAGCCAAGAUGCCGGCGUGUUUGCAAUAUUGAUGAGCUGCGCUUCACCUCGAACUAA